AUGGCAUUUUGUCCGAUUGGAGACGACGAACAAGGUUACGACCUGGAUUUGUUCUGCAUCCCCAAACAUUAUGCGGAUGAUUUGGAAAAAGUCUACAUUCCUCACGGACUCAUUAUGGACAGGACGGAGAGGCUAGCCCGGGAAAUUAUGAAAGGCAUGGGGGGCCACCACAUCGUUGCGCUCUGUGUGCUCAAGGGAGGCUACAAAUUUUUUGCUGAUUUACUGGAUUAUAUAAAAGCCCUGAAUCGGAACAGCGACAAGUCCAUUCCGAUGACCGUCGACUUCAUCCGCCUGAAGAGUUACUGUAAUGAUCAGUCAACUGGCGAUAUAAAAGUAAUUGGCGGGGAUGACUUAUCAACCUUGACUGGGAAGAAUGUCUUGAUUGUGGAAGAUAUAAUCGACACUGGCAAGACAAUGCAGACUCUGCUGUCCCUGCUCCAGCAGUACAAUCCAAAGAUGGUCAAAGUGGCAAGCUUGUUGGUGAAAAGGACACCCCGAAGCGUAGGAUACCGGCCUGAUUUUGUUGGUUUUGAAGUGCCGGACAAGUUUGUGGUUGGAUAUGCUCUAGAUUAUAACGAAUACUUCAGAGAUUUGAAUCACAUCUGUGUGAUCAGCGAGACCGGAAAAGAGAAAUACAAGGCAUGAUCAGGCCGGUUCCAUCCGAUUGCGGCGAGACCUCGAAGCCGAUACCCGACACCUGUCUUCGGCUGCCUUUCGGCCAAAUCACCAGCUUCAGAUUGUGGAGUGACUCCCUCGCUCUCGUCAUAUCGCUUGCUCUAACUUAUUGCAUGUACAGUUAUGGGAAACUCAUAUUGUUCAUUUACAUUUGGGAAGUUAAGGAAGUUUCCACUUUCCCUUUUUUUAAAUUUGCACUAUGCAUCUCCUCCUCCUAGCCCCUCCCUUAAGAAAAACAAAUCUCUCUCUUUCUCACUUGCCCCCCCCUUUUAAAAACCUCAUCAGCUUAUGAAAUAGUUCUAAGUACUGUAAAUGUAUAAGGCAUUUUAAGAUGGGAAAUCUAUAUUAGUAAUAUUUUUUAAAAAAACAAGUAAUUUAAGUUUUAUAUUGUAAUGGAAUGUAAUUGAGAUUUGGGGUGUGGGUGGGGUGGUAAACAGGCCGCUGUUCCAGGGGUGGGUGCUGGGAAAGAGGCACACGGAGCACCUUCGGAUGGUUUUGGUGUUCUUGAAGGAGCAUUGAUGCUGUUCUGCUGAGCUGCUUUUUGGAGUUGCUUUAGUUGCCUUUUGCAGAGUUAAAGGAAAGAGCCUGUUUGGGUCUGGGAGGGAAAGGUGACAACAUCAAAAGUUCAGGAUUUGGCUGCACUGGCGGUGCGCGGUUUUCCGCUCGCCUCCUUUGGCUAAAGGCUGAUCGAAGGAUGCUUCAUACAGCCGGCAACACACAAGUUCCCCACGGCUUGUGUUCUCCGUCAUUCUUCUUCCAUCAGCUGAGUUACGUUGCCUUUCAGACCCAACCAUCGUCCUCGUAUUUUACGUCAGAGAAAAAACAUGAUUGUAACGCUGACCGUUUGAGGUGCACAAAGCGGAUGUACUUUAAAAUAAAAGCUGUUUCUCCCAAGAGGCAGCUGAGCUGGCUCCACCAUAUACU
Messenger RNA from Protobothrops mucrosquamatus (brown spotted pit viper), 1599 nucleotides. It is a transcript of the gene HPRT1, whose product is annotated as hypoxanthine phosphoribosyltransferase 1. Gene Ontology annotation, molecular function: hypoxanthine phosphoribosyltransferase activity; magnesium ion binding. The transcript is spliced from 9 exons. The coding region runs from base 1 to 645 and encodes 214 amino acids. Gene Ontology annotation, biological process: hypoxanthine metabolic process; IMP salvage; GMP salvage. Lineage: Eukaryota; Metazoa; Chordata; Lepidosauria; Squamata; Viperidae. The record is from RefSeq and is a predicted model, not a curated record.